Molecule: messenger RNA, 2204 nt
Organism: Aegilops tauschii subsp. strangulata
Lineage: Eukaryota; Viridiplantae; Streptophyta; Magnoliopsida; Poales; Poaceae
Source: RefSeq, a predicted model, not a curated record
UCUUUAACAUAUCUGAUCUGAUCCUUCAUCAACUUGAUGUAGGAUUUGAUGCUGAUAUAAUCAUCUUAUAAAUAGAGGAGUCCGGAGGCCAAUCACAGCAAAUUAAACCAUCUUCUUAGCUACGGCUCCCCGCAGCCGAAAGAACAGAACCAAGAUGAACCAUGUACGGAUCAUGUCGCGGCGCACGGUCCUGCCUGAGCCGACUUGGCUACCGCCGGAGCCAGAGACGGCCAUCGACCUCACGCCGUGGGACCUCUCGAUGAUCGCCUUGGAGUACAACCAGAAGGGCGUCCUCCUGCCCAAGCCUCCCACCACCGGAGGAGAGGGUCGCCACGCCGUCGUCGAACGCCUGGCAUCGUCCUUCGCGCGCGCCCUGGGCCGUUUCUACCCCUACGCCGGCCGCCUCGCCGUCAUGCCGGGGAACAAUGCUGACGGGGAGCAGGGAGAGAGCAUCGCCAUUUCGCUUCGCUGCAGCAUGGAGGGCGCCGAGUUCGUCCACGCCGUGGCACCGGGCGUCACCGUGGCCGACGUCACCGUACCGCUCUAUACCCCGGAGCUGGUCCGGUCCUUCUUCCCGCUGGAUGGGCUGCAUGGACUGGACGCAGCCGCGGGCUCCCACCCGCUCCUAGCCGUGCAGGUCACCGAGCUGGCCGACGGUAUCUUCGUCGGCAUGUCGCUCAACCACGCUGUCGCCGACGGUUCGGCCCUCUGGCACCUCUUCAACACCUGGUCCGAGAUCAGCCGCCAGAGUGACGGCGCCGACAUCUCCUCUCCUUUGCCGGUGCACCGGAGGUGGUUCCUCGACGGCUGCCCCGUCCCGGUUCCUCUGCCCUUCGGCAAGCUGGAGGACAUCCCCGUCAGCCGGCGUACUGCAGAUGAGCAUCCAUCAUCCGUGAAUGAGGAAUGCUUCCUCAAUUUCUCCGCGGAGAUGGUAAAGCAGCUCAAAGCAAGAGCCAACGCCGAGAUCUCCGGCACCAGCAAUGGCACCACCACCAUCUCCUCGUUGCAGGCCGUGCUCGCGCACCUAUGGAUCGCGGUGACCCAAGCCAGGAGGCUGGCGCCGGACCACAGCACAACAUACGUCAUCCUCGUCGGAUGCCGGGGCCGCAUGGACGGCCUGCCGGCGGCAUACGCUGGCAACGCCGUUGCACGCGCCAAGGCCGUGUCGACCGCCGGCGAGAUCCUGGAAAAGGGGCUGGGUUGGGCCGCGUCGCUGCUGAACAGAGCGGUGGGGUCCUUCGACGUGGCCACUCAGAGGGACAGACACGCAUCCUGGCCACAAGAGCAUUACUUUCUGCGUGCGCGCUCAACGGCCACGGCAAAGAUGGUGACCGGGGGCUCGCCGCGGUUCGACGUCUACGGGAACGACUUCGGGUGGGGCCGGCCGGUGGGCGUGCGGAGUGGCCGAGCGAACAAGAUGGACGGGACGGCGACGGUGUUCGAGGGCAGAGGCGGCGGGGGGAGCAUGGCUCUCGGGGUGUGGCUCCCGCCGGAGGUGCUCGCGAGGCUCGUCGCCGACGAGGAGUUCAUGAGCGCGUACUUUAUAUGGUGAAUGUUUGGCUCGAGCCUCAAGGUGCUGAGCUAUUAUUGAAGCACAGGUGAUGGCUUCAGCGGCCUAUGCGUUCCGGCCUGAAUCUGAGGACAGAACCUGUACCCUGUGCUAUCAGUUUCGUGGAUUAAACCGUGCUUCAAGCUGCUUACUUGCUUUCCAAAGAGAAAAUGUCCCAUGAUACGGUUUCCUUUUAGUAAUAUCCAUGUGUCGAGACUUGUCAAAUUUUGGCAGGUGGCAUCGGGUUGUCCAAAAUUUUGAAACAGGGUUGUGGACUAGAACUCCCCGUUGCUGUCUGCAUAUAAAACUUGUCUGAAGCCAUAUUUUGUAAAGUAAAGUUUAACCAAUUUUAUUGGAAAAAAAUUCGACAUUCACAAUAUGAAAUUAAUAUCAUUAGAUUCUUAAAAAAAACGAUUACCCCAGUAUUAUUCACAAAUAUCUUACAAAAUAGUACAGUUUGAAGCCACCAUCUUAGCAACAACCGUCGCUACUCCCAUCCACUUGAUGAAGGGGUGCCGAUAAUCCGAGCCUAAUACCAUACAGACAUCACACCAAAUCCUAACAUAUAAAGCCGGAGGCCCCAACCGAGCCACAUACUGGAUUUGGGGUACAAACCGGUCCGACGCACUCUUAUGUGUCAUCGCUGGCAUCUUCC